AUUUUACGAUAUCCACAAGCACGCGGAGCAUCAAUGUGUCCGUUCCCUGGCGACCCGUGCGUUUUGGUUUAGAACCGUGUGAGGAGGAGAAGUGCGGGGAGACAGGAGCGUUAGCUGAAUUUGUGAUUUUCGUUCAAUUUCUUUGCAAAAGCGUACAAAAUGCCUUCAAAUCAAAAUCGACAAGGUGGGAAAACGUUUGGAUUACUAAAAGCCCAACAAAGGGAUAAACUGGAAGAAAUCAACAAGGAGUACCUUGAGGACCAAAAGUACAGUGAUGAGGAAGACCUGGCCGAGAAGCUGGAUUCCUUUAAAAGCAAAUACGCAGAAUUUGAUCUCAAUGACCAGGGAGAGAUUGACAUGAUGGGGCUCAAAAGGAUGAUGGAGAAGCUGGGAGUGCCAAAGACUCACCUGGAGAUGAAGAAGAUGAUCUCAGAGGUGACAGGGGGCAGCAGUGACACCAUCAACUACAGAGACUUUGUCAAGAUGAUGCUGGGAAAGCGCUCAGCUGUUCUAAAGCUGGUGAUGAUCUUCGAGGACAAGGCUAACGGGGGCAGCUGUAAGCCAGAUGGUCCCCCGCCCAAGAGGGACAUUGCCAGCCUGCCGUAGAUGAAGACCAGUGCCAGGGAUUCGGGGACCAGGGAUCACCCCAAAGCCCACAGUUCCAGCAGGAGUCUUCAGUCUUUCAGGAGUGUAUAGCCUUAUUGCGAGUCAGGCUUUCAGACUCGAGGAGAACUGUUGUGCGAAAGGUUCUUUCUCCAUUCAAAGGUGUGGCAAAGCAUAUAUAUUUACUGUGAAGAAGUAAUGCAAAGUAGCUUUUAUAUGACAAGACAAAUGUAUAUAUUUAUAUUAAGGAUGAUGAAAUUAAUAUUUUUGAUGACCAUUCUCCAGCUUGCAGUAAACCCCUGUUUUUUUUAUUAAAAAGCUGCACAGUGACAUUGUGGGAAGAUAAGAAAACUGAGUCUGAGUGAGUGUAGAUUAACACUACUGGUGGAGUUUGCUGGUGAAAAAGGGGUUUGAUGUCCACAAUGUGUAAUUCUCAGCACUUGUGUAUAUGUAAUCCUGCAUUCUACUUGAGGCAUGAGGCUUAUGCUCCACUGACAUGCGUAUCGCUGGUUUCCGAAGGGGAACGCACAUUAUGGAGCAGCUUAAAGGAGUGGUGGGCUUUGCACAGCCUCAGUAAGGGAAAUCCAGCAGGCUAGGGACCCGCUCAUUGACAGCUUUCUGCACUGCGUGGGAUUUCCACUACGGGAUUCAAAUCCUUCUCCGCUUAUUCAACUUAUUUUUGGCCAGUCUGUCUGCUCUCCAUAAUGCAGAAAGUGCCAAGAGAAUACUGGUGGACAUACAAAUGAAAUGGUCUUUAUGUCACCUCAGAGUUAUGUGCUGUAGGGUUGGCAGGCUUGAAAAGCGCAGUGUAGAAAUAGUGUUAAUUGCUUCACACAAAGCACAUUUUUAACACCCCACACUUUGGUCUUGGUCACAGUUGUGGGCCAGAAUCGGGUGCGAUUAAGGUUCAUUCGUUUUCCUUUGCUGGGUGACCUAAAUGCAUUAGCAUGUGCUCACCUUAGAAAGAGUUGUCUCAUGCCAAGGUCAGACACUCUUUAAGUGGCAAGUAUGGGGGUUAUACUGAUAUAAUGUUUGAACCCAUGUUGUAGCCACAGUUUUUUGAUAGUGCAGCAAAGUCUCAAUUUUAGUUUACAGAUGGAUUAUUCUGAUUGGAUUAGGAUGACAUUAUACCUCAGCAUUGUGUUUCUAGUCCUCAAGUAUCAUGUGAAAAAAGGUGUUACAGCUAAAGUGCCUAACUGAAGAUGGAGCUCAUUUAGUUAUGGAGAAUGGAUAGUGAAACAAGUGGGAACACUAAUUACUUUCAAAAUGACCAUCUGGUUUGUUUUGUGAGAGGGGAUUCAAAAUCAGUUUGUCCUAUCUGUUUAAAAGUAAGUGUUGGGUGUGAUUAGAACAUUCCACCGAUAGUUUGACAUAGCAGUUCCAUCUGUACAGCCACAAUGUAAAUCCCACACAUUGCAGUACCCCACCCUUCCAAAGCGUUCCUAUCUCUAUAGCUCAGUUGUCUUUGUCAUCACCCAAAUGUGUCAAAACUGACUCACUGCUCUGUUCAUGGAGAUACUUAUUCAUCUGUAUAGAGAUUUAUUUUACUUUGUGCCUCUUUUUUCUCACUUGUAUUAAACCCAGAACAGUAACUGCAGUGCUUUGUAAUUUAUUAGCGAGGUAUUUUUAAUUUAAUGAUAGUUUGAUUUUAUUUUAGUAAUUAGUAUUAAAUUAACUUGUUUAGUACCAGGUCUAUUACCCUGUAAGAUGCGUAUGUUUUGCAAAACACCAAAGGAAAUAAAGUUCUUACUGUAACAGUCAAACUUG
Molecule: messenger RNA, 2370 nt
Organism: Anguilla anguilla (European eel)
Lineage: Eukaryota; Metazoa; Chordata; Actinopteri; Anguilliformes; Anguillidae
Gene: aif1l
Product: allograft inflammatory factor 1-like
Exons: 6
Coding region: 160-606 (148 amino acids)
Biological process (GO): actin filament bundle assembly; ruffle assembly
Cellular component (GO): ruffle membrane; actin filament
Molecular function (GO): actin filament binding; calcium ion binding
Source: RefSeq, a predicted model, not a curated record